Messenger RNA from Passer montanus (Eurasian tree sparrow), 1666 nucleotides. It is a transcript of the gene KLHDC3, whose product is annotated as kelch domain containing 3. Gene Ontology annotation, cellular component: cytoplasm. Bases 171 to 1319 code for a protein of 382 amino acids. Gene Ontology annotation, molecular function: chromatin binding; protein binding. The transcript has 11 exons. The record is from RefSeq and is a predicted model, not a curated record. Lineage: Eukaryota; Metazoa; Chordata; Aves; Passeriformes; Passeridae.
GCGCGGGGCGGCACGGAGGGGCUCGGGCGGGGAGGGGCGGCAACGGCGCUGGAGCGUGUCCAGAGUGGGGCAAGGGAGCUGCUGAAGGGCCCAGAGAACCUUGCAGUGGCCUCGGAAGCAUGUGGCUGUGGCACUGGGGGCCCUGAAGACCGCCUGGCUUGCAGGGAGGAAUGCUACGGUGGGCAGUGCACUUGGAAGGCGGGCCACGGAGGGUGAACCACGCGGCCGUGGCUGUGGGGCACAAGGUCUAUUCCUUUGGUGGGUACUGCUCUGGAGAGGACUAUGAGACCCUGCGGCAGAUCGACGUCCACGUUUUCAAUGCAGUGUCUCUGCGCUGGAUCAAGUUGCCUCCAGUGUGGACAAACAGCCGAGACCACGUGAGGGAGGUGCCCUACAUGAGGUACGGGCACUCGGCCGUGCUCAUCGACGACACCGUCUACAUUUGGGGUGGCCGCAACGACACGGAGGGAGCCUGCAAUGUGCUCUAUGCUUUCGACGUCAACACACACAAGUGGUUCACACCAAAGGUGUCUGGAAUGGUCCCAGGGGCAAGAGAUGGGCACUCAGCUUGUGUCCUGGCAAAGAGCAUGUUUAUCUUUGGAGGCUAUGAACAGCUGGCUGACUGCUUUUCAAAUGAUAUCCAUAAAUUGGACACCACAAACAUGACGUGGACCUUAAUCUCUGCCAAGGGUACUCCAGCUCGCUGGAGAGACUUUCAUUCAGCUACCAUCAUUGGAACAAAGAUGUACGUGUUUGGUGGCAGAGCUGAUCGUUUUGGGCCGUUUCAUUCUAACAAUGAGAUCUACUGUAACCGCAUUAAAGUGUUUGAUACAGAAACCAACUCCUGGCUGGACUCCCCUCCCACUGCCGUGCUCCCGGAGGGCAGGCGGAGCCAUUCAGCCUUCAGCUACAACGGGGAACUAUAUGUAUUUGGUGGCUACAAUGCACGCCUGAACAGACACUUCCAUGACCUCUGGAAAUUCAAUCCAGUUUCUCUUUCCUGGAGGAAGAUUGAGCCCAAGGGCAAAGGGCCGUGUCCUCGGCGCCGGCAGUGCUGCUGCAGAGUGGGAGACAGAAUCAUCCUCUUUGGAGGUACCAGCCCAUCUCCAGAGGAGGGAAUGGGUGAUGAAUUCGACCUGAUGGAUCACUCAGAUCUCUACAUCCUCGACUUCAGCCCCAGUCUGAAGACUCUGUGUAAGCUAGCAGUGAUUCAGUACAGCCUGGACCAGUCCUGCCUUCCCCACGACAUCAGAUGGGAGCUCUCAGCCAUGACAACGAACAGCACCAUCAGCCGCCCCAUUGUCUCCAACCAGGGCUGAAGACAACUCGUCCUUCUACCACCCUGCCCUCACCCCUCCACAUACUGACCUCUUGCUCCACUGCCUGCAUGAAUUUUUAGCCCUUUCAAGCAAGGAAUGUGUGAGCUCGGUUUGUCUUGCCCUAGCUAGGCCUCCCUCUGUCCUUGUCACGCUUUGGGCAGCACAAGUGGACAGGCAGAGCUGGCCACUGAGGGAAAAACUGUCUGGCCCCAGCAGCACAGCUGUGACCCCUCUCCUUGCUGGUGGCUCUAGAGCUUCCUUUCCCUUUGCCUGUGGAACUGCAGCUGUGCUGUCCGGUGUCCAUCCACUUUCCAAGGGCCUGAAUCAACUCUUACCACCAGCCAUGG